Knipowitschia caucasica is the source of this 648-nucleotide messenger RNA. Lineage: Eukaryota; Metazoa; Chordata; Actinopteri; Gobiiformes; Gobiidae. The record is from the annotation of a GenBank genome assembly.
AUGAACUUUGAGGUGAAACAGAGAGGAAUGAUAAAGAUCUUGCAGCUUCCAUCUGAACGACAGUUCUCUGAACUGUUCAAGCGCUACAACGGAAGUCCCUCCACACAAAGCCAGAAACCACUGGUUGGGGAAAGAGCAAGGGAGUGGCUCAAGCCAAGCACAGCAGCAUGCGAAAGACUAACGGCCAUUUUACUGGCGCCGAGGUUUCUGAAGGACGUGGAGAAAAUCAGCCCACUUUACCACACGUCCUACAUUGAGGCAUUUCACAGCCUCAUCAUCAGGUUCUCUCCGAAAAGUGUGUGCUUCUCCUUUAAAGGAAUGAUGGCCAGGUUACAAAUCUCAGCGUUGCACUAUAAUGAGAACGCGACACGCACACACGCCAGAACUGCUGCUGAGGGCGAUGCUACAAUCCAGGCCAUCAUUAAGGCAAACCCUGAGGAUCUGAUUGGUGCCACGGUCUACACAACUGAGUAUCCUUCCGUUAGUAGUGCCAAGAAGAUGAUCGACUCAGGCAUUUCAAAGCUGAUUUACUUUGCCAAAACAAUCAAAUGCAACAACCCGGACUAUUUUAAAGAAUCAGAGGAAAUGCUCAACCAAGGCUCCAUAACUGUGGAGUUGUACCAACCCGGUAAGAUUGAUUUGAAAUAA